AUGAAGCUCUCAUUGGGACUCACCUCUCUGUUGCCCAUACUAUGCACAGCAAUAGUCCACGACAACGACCAGCAGGCAAUAACUGGCCAACAACACGCAGAACAAUAUCACAGUAAUACGAAGCUCUCCGACGUAAUUGCCGCCUCCCCAUUACUUUGUCUUCACCGCGCAAUCUGCGAAAUCGAAUCCGUCACCGACGACGAAUUCGCAGUAGGAGAACUCCUCGUUUCGAUCCUUGAAGCCCACAACUUCACCGUCAAGACACAAAGCGUACCGCCGCCAAACUCGAACAAUAGCACGAAAGGCAGAUUCAAUGUCUACGCUUAUCCGGAUGUCUCGAAGUAUUCGAGCCUCGGAGCUUCAUCUAUCGAGGGAGAGCACGUGACGACGAAACCGAAAGUACUACUAUCAUCACACAUCGACACGGUACCACCACAUAUCCCGUAUUCACUAUCGCUUCCAAAACCCGAAUCCAAAUCAUCGCGCAAGGACAUCCUCAUCUCCGGCCGCGGUACCGUCGACGACAAAGCCUGUGUGGCGGUCCAGCUGCAAACGGCAUUAGACCUGCUCUCGAGCGGAGGGGUCUCGCCCUCGGACGUGGCCUUGCUGUUCGUGGUCGGCGAGGAAAAGCGCGGCGAUGGCAUGCGCGCGUUUUCCGACUCCAAGCUCUACAAGGCGACCAACAGCGGCUAUAAAGCCAUCCUGUUCGGCGAACCGACAGAGGGCAAACUCGCCGCCGGACACAAGGGCAUUGAAAUGCUCACGCUCAAGGCUCGCGGCAAGGCGGCGCACAGUGGAUAUCCGUGGCUGGGGCGGAGUGCAAACUCGAUGAUCCUACCUGCGUUGACGGUGCUCGAUGCGCUGGGCGAUAUCCCCGAGGCGGAGGGCGGCUUGCCUCGCAGCGACAAAUACGGCAAAUCGACAGUCAAUGUAGGGUACAUGCAGGGCGGGGUGGCGGGCAAUGUGGUCCCCGAAUACGCCACGGCAGAUAUCACGUUCCGGCUUGCGGGCGGCACGGUGUCUGAAGUGCGCGAGAUCGUCACGCAUGCUGUCCGAAAGGUCGACCCAGAGGGGUUGUUGGAGUUGGAGUUCAGCCAGGGGUACGGGCCCGUGCCAUUGGAUGCGGACGUCACGGGAUUCGAUACCAUUACCGUGAAUUAUGGGACGGAUGUGCCGAAUAUAGAGGUCAAGGAGGGGGUCAAGAGAUAUCUCUACGGACCAGGGAGCAUUCUCGUGGCUCAUGGGAAAGAUGAAGGGCUCACAGUGGGAGAUAUGGAGGAGGCAUUGGCCGGAUAUAAGAGGCUAGUCAAGCAUGCUCUGGAGUUGUAG
Messenger RNA from Cladophialophora yegresii CBS 114405, 1329 nucleotides. RefSeq names its product acetylornithine deacetylase. NCBI's taxonomy places the organism in Eukaryota, Fungi, Ascomycota, Eurotiomycetes, Chaetothyriales, Herpotrichiellaceae. The transcript has a single exon. Gene Ontology annotation, molecular function: hydrolase activity. Bases 1 to 1329 code for a protein of 442 amino acids. The record is from RefSeq and is a predicted model, not a curated record.